AUGGCUGCCUCGGCAGCAGCGGAGGCUUCUGCAUCGGGAUUGUGCCCGAGCUUUGCCGUCAUUUGUUCAUUUCUGGAGCGCUAUGGGACUCUCCUGGAUCUACCGGAGCUCACGUUCCCUCAGCUGGAGCGCUACCUGCAGGACACGAGCUCAGUUCCUAAGCUGUUGGUAGACCUGCAUGUGAAGUUGCUGCGGAAAAUAGGCAAAUCUGUUUCUGCAGACAGAUGGGAGAAGUACCUUAUAAGGGUAUGUCAGGAGUUUAACACCACAUGGGCAUGGGAACUUGAAAAAAAGGGCUAUCAGGAGUUGACGUUGGAGUGUAAGACUGGAAUUCUUAAGUACUUGUGUGAAUGCCAGUUUGAUGAGAAUGUAAAGUUCAAGACUGCCAUCAAUGAAGAAGAUCCUGAUAAAAUGCGCCUCCAGCCCAUCGGCAAAGACAAGGAUGGUCUCAUGUAUUGGUUCCAGCUCGAUCAGGAUCAUAACGUACGGGUCUACGUGGAGGAGCAGGAUGAUCUAGAUGGCUCAUCGUGGAAAUGUAUCGUUAGGAACAGAGACGAUUUGGCUCAGAUCCUUGGACUGCUUAAGACUCAGAUUGAUCCCUCGCUGCUUGUCAAAAAGGAUGAGGAGAAAGGGUCAGCGAGUAACAGCCCGAGACCAGAGGACGAAGAGGAGAAGAAAAAAGAGGAUGAUGGGGAGGAUAACGAAGAAAAAGAAUUAGAUAAAGAUAAAUCAAAAGAUGCAUCUCCCAAAACUGAAACUGAUGAGGAUUUUGGAAAAUCUCAAGUUGUAAAGAAAGGAACUUUAGAGGUAAAAGACUUGCAAGAAGACGGCAAAAAAAUUAAAGAAGUAAAAGCUGAAGUUAAUCAAACUAUUAUUAAAGCAGUCAAAGAGGAGCCCAUGGAGGAAGAUGGAGCACAGAAGAGCUUAUCUGAGAUACCUUUGGAAAAGAACAAUGGUCCAUUACCUUCAGAACAAGAGGUGGUGAGGAAUAAGUCUGCAGAUGAAAUACAGAGAGCUAUAAAGAACGACCAGCAGGCUAAAAUCCCUUUAAAAAAGAGAGAGAUGAAGCGAAGCGAGGAUUUUGACGCCAUUAGCACUGGCAGCAGUAUUAUAGUGCGUAAUCCAGCUGUAAAACAAGUUCCAGAUUCCAGGAAUGAAAACGGAUUGAGCAGUGAUAAGUUCAACGGGGAUGUCUCACCUGACGCUAAGAAAGAAUCACAGAUAAAGCAAAAAGAAGCAACCACUGAUGUUUCUAAAGUUCAGGAAAUAAGUGAAAACAAGCAAGAUAAUCAAAAGGAGAACAUUUCAAAAGAUAAAAGCCUAGAAACUAGCCAAGAAAAACCAAUGGAAGUGGAUGAACAUGAUUCCAAGAAGGCAACUCCAGUCACAAAAGGGGAUCAAGAAAUGCCACCAAAGCAAGAAGCUUCUGAAUCAACUGAAAUCUCAUCCAAAACUGAAGCAAUGCAGCUGGCAAAAGAUGCAUCAUCUAGCAUGGAUUUAGAAGAUGGUUCAAAUCCCCCCAACAAGGAAGUACCUGAAAGAUCUACAGUAAUUGAGACCACAGUAACAUCUAAACCUCCAAGUGAAAAUGUGUCCGUCAUAAUGAAUGAGGGCAUACUAUCUUCUAAAGAAAUAGGGCAGCAUGGCAAAGACCAGAAAAUAAAGGAUCACUCGGACGAGACUGAGAAAGAACAAGAAAGUUCCCAGGGCUCUAAAGAAUCUAAGUGCUCCCAUCAGAGGAGUGAAAAAAUCAUCAUCAAUACGGAUAUCCGAACGGCAGACAAGUCCUCCACUGCUGAAGACACAAAAACAGAGCUCAGUCCUGCUGACAAACCAUCAAACACAAUUACUGAGGAACCUCAAAAAACUGAAUCAGCCUCUGAGUCAAAGCUUCCUAAAGAGAGUCAACGUCCAGCCAUUGAGGACAACAAAGAACACGAUGCUUUAACAGAAAAAGAAAAUAAAUCUUCAGAAAGUUUAAGUACAUCAAAGCUUCCUGAAGAGAAUCAACGUCCAGCCACUGAGGACAACAAAGAUGCUUCAAAUGAAAAAGAAAAUAAAUCUUCAGAAAGUUUAAGUACAUCAAAGCUUCCUGAAGAGAAUCAAUGUCCAGCCACUGAAGACAACAAAGAUGCUUCAAAUGAAAAAGAAAAUAAAUCUUCAGAAAAUUCAAGUACAUCAAAGCUUCCUGAAGAGAAUCAACGUCCAGCCAUUGAGGACAAAAAUAAACAUGAUGCGUUAGAUGAAAAAGAAAAGAAAUCUUUAGAAAAUUCGAGUACAUCAAAGCUUUCUGAAGAGAAUCAACGUCCAGCCAUUGAGGACAACAAGGAACAUGAUGCUUUAAAGGAAAAAGAAGAUAAAUCUUCAGAAAAUUUAAGUACAUCAAAGCUUCCUAAAGAAUCAAAGCUUUCUAAAGAGAAUCAACGUCCAGCCAUUGAGGAUAACAAAGAACACGAUGCUUUAAAAGAAAAAGAAAAUAAAUCUUCAGAAAAUUCAAGUACAUCAAAGCUUCCUGAAGAGAAUCAACGCCCAGCCAUUGAGGACAAAAAUAAACAUGAUGCUUUAAAGGAAAAAGAAAAUAAAUCUUCAGAAAAUUCAAGUACAUUAAAGCUUCAUGAAGAGAAUCAACAUCCAGCCAUUGAGGACAAACAUAAACAUGAUGCUUUAAUAGAAGAAGAAAAUAAGUCUUCAGAAAACUCAACUACAUCUGAAAAACUAGAGAAACCUGUCUCUCACACUGAAGAAAAACCUUCAGUUAUUAAAUCAACACUUGAAGAAAAAAGGAUUAAAGACUCCACAGUCAAAGAGUCUUUAAAAUCUGAUGGUACAGUAUUAGGUACAACCACACAAGAAACAGAUCAAAGCUCAAAAGAAACUGACCAAAAGAAGGACAGCAUUUCAAAAGAUGAAAGCCAAACAAGCCAAGAACAACCCAUGGAAGUGGACGAACAUGAUUCCAAGAAGGAAACUGAAGUUACAAAAGGGGAUCAAGAAAUGUCACCAAAGCAGGAAGCUUCUGAAUCAGCUAAAAUCUCAUUCUCAAAAGAAACUGAUCCAUCAGCUACUAAGGUAGAAUCUACAGACCAGGAAAAAGAAAAUAUGAAACAAAAUGAUUUGAAAAAGAUGAUUGAUCCUUUGUCAGCCAAAGACUCCAAUACUGAGCCUCUUAAAGAAGUAGUAGUGGACAAGGAGGAGACAAAGGAUGUCCCUUCAGAAUCAAAAGAAAUAAAAGAACACAAGGUGUCAGUUGUGAAAGGUCCAACCUGUGAUGCCUCCUCAGUGGAUUGUAAUGCUGAAUCUCAGAAAGAAACCCCUAGCAAGAAAGAUGAUCAGGAAAAGCCUCCUGAGGAGAACAUGGAAGCAUCAAAUUCUAAUAGGUCUGAAAAGGACCAGUCAGAUGGUGAACAGAAAGUUAUUUCAAAGGAGGCGAGCAUUACUGAUAAAGCUACAGAAGAAAAUAAACCUGAGAAGAAUCACGAGGCCGAAACAACAACGAGUAAAGGAGGAGCUGAUAACGUGGCAGUGCAAAAAUCAAGACGGAGGGUAAAGGGCCUUACUCGCAGACGAAAAGCAGAGCUACAGCGAGUAGAUGGUAAGGGGGACUCUGAGUCUGACGCAAGCGAAGGAAGGUGUCUAAGACGGUCACCAAGGAUUUGCAAACCAACAGCCAAAGCAGCAGAAAUCCAAGACCGGAAGGUGGACAAAAAACAGGUCACACCCUCAGCUCAGAAGGAAAAAGAGGAAAGUGAUGAAAAAGAGGAAGAAGAAAUUACAGUGCAGAAGAAACCAAGGGAGAAGAAGGAUGAUCCAGAGGGUCAAACUAAAAAGAAGCAGGGCAGACGUCGAAAAAGAACGUCAUGGUCCAACACCCGCACACGACGUAAAAAGAAAGCCUCCGAUGACGACGAUUAUGAAGACGACAGUUCGAGUGAGGAAGAGGAAACUGAGGAGGAUGACAGUGAUGAGGACUACAAGUACGAAAGAACCAGAAAGAGAAGGAGGAACCGCAACAAGCAGCGGAACAGCUCUGAUUCAUCUACCUCAUGUUCAGAUGAAGACCUUCCAAAUGACGACCCCUGUAAACACUGUGGCCUACCCAACCACCCAGAGCUGAUUUUGCUGUGUGACUCAUGUGACAGUGGUUAUCACACAGCUUGUCUCCGGCCUCCUCUCAUGAUUAUCCCCGACGGUGAAUGGUUCUGUCCACCUUGCCAACAUAAAUUGCUCUGUGACAAACUGGAAGAGCAGUUACUGAAUCUGGAUGCGGUACUUAAAAAGAAAGAUCGUGCUGAGAGAAGGAAGGAGCGAUUGGUUUAUGUCGGCAUUAGCGUCGAGAAUAUAAUCACACCUUCUGUCGAGGUAGAGGAAGAAAAAGAGCAAGAGGUGGUGAAAGAGAAGAAGGAUGUCAAGAAGAUUAAGAGCUGGGGCCGAAGAUCAACAAGAGCAAAGAAAUGUAUAAGCUACAGGUUCGAUGAGUUUGAUGAAGCCAUCGAAGAAGCAAUUGAAGAAGAUAUUAAAGAGGCUGAGGGAGGAGGAGCAGGUAGAGGGAAGGACAUGGCCAAUAUCACAGGCCACAGAGGAAAGGACAUAUCCACCAUUUUACAGGAGGAAGGAAAGGAGAAUGGGCGACCCAGGCGGCCGAAUGCGGCACAUCGGAGGAAAAAGCGGCGACGCCUUAAUGACCUGGACAGCGACAGCACCGUGGAAGAAGAAGAGAGUGAGGAAGAGUUCCGUCUCAGCAACAGUAGCGAUGAGGACGAAUUUGUGGCAUCUGAUAACGAGACUGAGGCUCAGUCCUUGGGUGACAGCGACUUUGACAGUGACGGCGAUGGACCGGCCAAAAAAAAGCGAUCUUGGAAACCUGCAAAGCGAAUAAACACACGACCACAACGCAAGAGACGUAGACCCAGGGGCUACUCUGAUGAUGAAGAGCUUGAAGAGACUGAGGAGGAAGAAGAAGAAAUGGUGACUGAGGGUUCCAGUGAUUUCAGCGACAGUGAUCUAGACAUGCGCAGACGUCGUUCCCACCGAAGCCAGAAGAAGGAAGUCAACUACUGCGAGGCAUCUGAGUCUGAUGGUUCCCAGGCAGGCACUAAACCCAAGAAGCACAGACGUCUAACAAGCUCUGGAAGUGAUACGAGUUUCCACUCUGCUGACUCUGAUGGAGAUGGCAGCGCGAGUGAAAAGCGGAAGAGGGACUUGGCUUUAGAGGAAUCUCGGAAACAACGGCAGCGUCUUUCGCUCAAGCGCAGGAGGGAGUCUGAGGAGGACGAUGACAGCAGCGAUUCAGACGAGUCCGAUGAAGACGAUCGGCCCGUGCGUAAGCGGGUAAACAGAAUCGAUUCGGAUGACAGCGAGGAGGAAGAGGCGGAGAAAAAAAGCACAGAGAAGGAGGCCGACGACGGAGCGGAGGCGCCUCCAACUAACGGACAGAGCCCAGUAAAAAACCUCGAGGGAUCGGGGGCUGACCCUACUCCUGUUACUCAAAUUGAAAAUAAAAGCAGCAGCACGCCAACGCCUGGUGCCAACGGCCUUGUUUCCCAGGAGACGCCACAGCAGGAUGAGGAUGAGGAUGAUCUUUUGGGGGUCACAGACCUUGUAGACUAUGUCUGCAACAGUGAACAGUUGAAACAGUCAUGAUUCGGAGGACGUAGUGAGCAGGGUACCUGAAUACUCCUGUGUACGAGAUACCCGGAACGUCAUCAACUUGGCAGGUGCUGGUGGAAACUGGCAUUAAGAGAACACCAAUAUGCAGGAUGUAAAUACAUAUACCAGAACAAGGUGUCAUUGCUGGGGGAGUCAAGAAAGGAUUUCCCAAGAUGUUUUUAUAUUUUAACCUUUGUGAAUAAAAAAAACAAGCCUUUGGCAAACGUAGAAACAACCUUCCCGACCUCUCUUUUACACUAAUCAUGUAGCCAUUGCUUCUCAGCAAAUCAGUAUCAUUAUGCUAUAUUUUUAUUCUAUGUUGAAUCAAAAAAUACUAGAAUAAGUAUUAUUAUGUUCCACUAUUAUAGUUAUUUUUAUGGUGGGACAUCAGAGAUGAAAAACAUAACACAAAAAAGAUCGUUUGUAAAAUGCAUUCCAGUUGUUUUCAUGGUCUAUUUGCUUUUCUUAAAUUCUUAUUUGUAAUUAAUGUUUGUUUUUUUUAAAGCAUCUGAGUGAUUUUCAACAAUCUGAGAAAUAUUUAAAGCUUAAUUAAUGCUAAAUAUUAAACCUAUUUCAUCAAAUCAUCGUCUUCAGUCUAAUUCGGUCAGGGCUUCAUUUACGUGGGGAUCCAGGGUGACUUCAUGUUGGAUGUGCUCACUGUCCAAUUCAGCCAUGUAUGUGUGUUUUGACUUUCCCGGGAAAAAAACUGCAUGUGAAAUGUGAUGAUACUUCCUGCAGAUCUUUUUGAUCAGAUUAUUGUAUCGCUGCUUAAAAUCACAUACAAUGCAGGUAUAAAAUAUCCCAGUAGAUUAGAUUGGAACAUUGAUCCAAAGGUUUAAUACACUACGGGCCAUGAUACAGAUCUAUACAUCUUUUGUAGAUGUUCCUAGUGUGUUAAUGUUUGAAACAUUUUACCCCCACCCCCUUCUUCCCACAAAAAAAGUAAAAUAGUGCAAUCUUUGGAAAUCUUCUGGAUCACAAAUAUACAUAGAGCAAUUUCAGUUAUUAAGUAAUUGGUUUACAAAGUACUAUAAUGUACGUUAACAUUGUGGUAUGGCUGUAUAAUUCCUGCUUUUCAAUGGUGUAUUUGCUGUGCCCAUAUAUAAAGUGCUCAUUGAACUGCACCCAUUACAAGGUACAUGGGACAGUGGUCAUUUUGGCUAGUUAGGAGUUUAGAUUUUCUUUAAGACCUUAGGUGGAGAUUUGUCUUUUUUAUGCUGGUGAUUUAGUCCAACAAAAUCGGCUUGUGGUAAUUAAAUCUGUUCUGGCUGGUCCUCUCCUGAUUUUUUUUUUUUUUUUUUUUUUUUUUUAGAUUAAAUGAAUAAUAAUAAUAAUUUGAAUCUCCAUCAGUGCUAUCAACCUGUUGGGCAUCUAGAUACAGACACGGAUGGCUAAAAUAGUCUGGGUUGGGGAGGGGGUGCCCAGUGCCCUGUGAUGGAUUGGUGUCCUGUCUGGGGUGUGUUACUGCAUUGCCCCCAGUGAGAAGCCAGACCCACCAGGACUCUUACCAGCAUAACUAGUCAUAAAAUGUUAAAAUUAAAGGAAUAACAAUACUUUUAAGCACCCUAAGAGAAACAACAAGCUUAAUUGGCAUUAUUGCAAUUCAGAUCUGCAGUUCACAAUAAAGACACAAGUUAAGUAGAGUGGGAGUAGAGCCUGAAACUUAUGUUCAUUUUAUUCAAGUGUAAUUGUUUUAUCCUUAAUGAAAUGUAUUAAAAUGAUUACAGACGUCCCCCAUACGAAACUCUUUUUGUCUGAAUAGGACUUAGGAUGGACACUUGGUAUAAAACUUGUAAUUACUUAUGACUGAAGAUCACUGCUUUAUUGUAUUACAUUUUGUUAUACUAUUUAUUGUUGAAGAUGUACUAUUUAAAUGCGGCUUUAUCGUGUAUGUAAUUCAUAAGGGUAACAUCUGCCAAUUUUUUAA
Trichomycterus rosablanca is the source of this 7573-nucleotide messenger RNA. It is a transcript of the gene rsf1b.1, whose product is annotated as remodeling and spacing factor 1b, tandem duplicate 1. Gene Ontology annotation, molecular function: histone binding. Gene Ontology annotation, cellular component: RSF complex; chromatin. Gene Ontology annotation, biological process: negative regulation of DNA-templated transcription. The transcript is spliced from 17 exons. NCBI's taxonomy places the organism in Eukaryota, Metazoa, Chordata, Actinopteri, Siluriformes, Trichomycteridae. The record is from RefSeq and is a predicted model, not a curated record. Bases 1 to 5640 code for a protein of 1879 amino acids.